Gavia stellata (red-throated loon) is the source of this 2433-nucleotide messenger RNA. It is a transcript of the gene SHMT1, whose product is annotated as serine hydroxymethyltransferase 1. The transcript has 12 exons. Lineage: Eukaryota; Metazoa; Chordata; Aves; Gaviiformes; Gaviidae. Gene Ontology annotation, cellular component: nucleus; cytoplasm; cytosol. Gene Ontology annotation, biological process: L-serine catabolic process; purine nucleobase biosynthetic process; protein homotetramerization. Gene Ontology annotation, molecular function: cobalt ion binding; mRNA regulatory element binding translation repressor activity; zinc ion binding. The record is from RefSeq and is a predicted model, not a curated record.
AUGCUUCCGGAGCGCGUUCCCCGCCGCCGGCCUACCGGGGCGGUGCGAGGCGUUGAUUGGCGGAGGCGCGGAGGGGCGUGUCUGAGCGGUCUAUGCUAGGCGCGCGGGCUCCCGCGCGGUGGCGGAGCGGGACCGGGCUUCGGGAAGACGUGGGAUGGGAGCAGGCAGGGCGCAGGGAUGCAGUGCAGAGGCACCCAGCCCCACUGCCAUCCCAGCCCAUCCCACAAACUCCCCUCUCUGCUGGCAGGUGGCCUUGGACCCAGCAAGAAGAUGGCAAACUCAAUGCAGGGCGACGGAGGCCUCCCCAGUGCAGAGCUCUGGGCCUGCCAUAACAGGAUGGUAAUGGAGCCGCUCGACAGCAACGACCCGGAGGUGCACAGCAUCAUCAAGAAGGAGAAGCAGCGGCAGAGGCUGGGGCUGGAGUUAAUUGCAUCAGAGAACUUUGCGAGCCGAGCAGUCCUGGAGGCCCUGGGGUCCUGCAUGAACAACAAAUACUCUGAGGGCUACCCAGGGCAGAGGUACUAUGGCGGGACGGAGUUCGUAGACGAGCUGGAAAGGCUGUGCCAGAAGCGAGCCCUGCAGGCGUACCGGCUCGACCCCCAGAAGUGGGGCGUCAACGUCCAGCCCUACUCAGGGUCACCCGCAAACUUUGCAGUGUACACGGCCCUGGUGGAGCCCCAUGGCAGGAUCAUGGGGCUGGACCUGCCUGACGGGGGCCACCUCACCCAUGGGUUCAUGACAGACAAGAAGAAGAUCUCUGCCACCUCUGUCUUCUUCGAGUCUAUGCCCUACAAGGUCAACCCCAAGACGGGUUACAUUGACUACGACCGGCUGGAGGAGAAUGCCCGCCUAUUCCACCCCAAGCUGAUCAUAGCAGGUGUCAGCUGCUACUCGCGCAACCUGGACUAUGCCCGCAUGCGGAAGAUCGCCGACGCCAAUGGUGCCUAUCUCAUGGCUGACAUGGCCCACAUCAGCGGGCUGGUGGCUGCUGGCGUGGUGCCCUCCCCCUUUGACCACUGCGACGUCGUCUCCACCACCACCCACAAGACCUUGCGGGGCUGCAGGGCCGGCAUGAUCUUCUACCGCAAAGGCACCCGCAGCGUGGACCCCAAGACGGGCAAGGAAACACUCUACAACCUAGAGAGCCUCAUCAACCAGGCGGUCUUCCCCGGGCUGCAGGGAGGCCCUCACAACCACGCCAUCGCAGGGAUCGCUGUGGCGCUGCGGCAGGCCAUGACGCCCGAGUUCAAGGCCUACCAGCAGCAGGUGGUGGCGAACUGCAAGGCGCUCUCGGCAGCGCUGAUGGAGCUGGGCUACGACAUUGUCACGGGGGGCUCUGACAACCACCUGAUUUUGCUGGACCUGCGCAGCAGAGGCACGGAUGGCGGCCGGGCUGAGCGGGUGCUGGAGAUCUGCUCUAUCGCCUGCAACAAGAACACAUGCCCCGGCGACGUCAGCGCCCUGCGUCCCAGUGGCCUGCGGUUUGGGACACCAGCUCUCACCUCCCGCGGUUUCCGACAGGAUGACUUCCGCAUGGUGGCUCAGUACAUCCACAGAGGGAUCGAGCUGACGCUGCGCGUGCAGAAGGACAUGAGCCCCAAGGCCACACUGAAGGAAUUCAAGGAGAAACUGGAGGAGGAGAAAUACCGGGGGGAGCUGAAGGCACUGAAGGAAGAGGUGGAGGCCUUUGCAGCCACCUUUCCGCUCCCGGGGCUGCCUGUCCUGUAAGGGGAGGCACCCCUACCCGCUCCUGGAGCCAUGGAAGUACCCGGGAUUGUGGCACACUCACAGCCCCAGCCGGAGACCAACGCCCCAGUGCCUUCUCCCAGCACCUCCCUGCUGGCACUGGCUGCGGUGCAGCAGUGGCUCCUUGUUUGGCUCUUACCCACCUCUCUCCUCCCAUUUGGGGCACAGGACCCCCCUGAACACAGCCCCCCAUGGGGAAAUCAGCCCUUUCACCGUUCAACAUUACAAUUGGGACCAAGCACCAGGUAAACCCCGGCCUCACGGCCAGGUUCGAUCCCACUCUCGCUGGCUGGGGGAGCGGCAGACGAGGUUUAGGCAGGCCUGCCCACAUUUACCCAGACACGCUGUGCUCAGCUGCACAAGAGACUUUACAGCCGCUAAAACCCUUCCUGGUUUCAGCCUCCAGGAUUUCCUUUUGUGCCUUCCAGCCUCUGCAGGCUUUGACAAGGCCAAGCCUUGUACCGCACCCACUGAGAACAGCCCUCCUGGGAUCACCAUCCUGUCCUAGCCCACGUUGCUGGUAUUUCCUAAGACCUCUGAGCUCAAAGCUUAGGUAGAACCAUUUUUUAAUAAGCACGGUAAAAUUAAGAAUUUAACCACAAUGUAUGACAAGAAUUAUAAGCUUUAAAAAAUACAACCAAUUUUUUUUUGUAUUUCAAAAAUAUCUGAACCCAAAUAAAUAAAUUU